This is a messenger RNA of Pomacea canaliculata, 695 nucleotides long. RefSeq names its product NADH dehydrogenase [ubiquinone] 1 beta subcomplex subunit 10-like. The record is from RefSeq and is a predicted model, not a curated record. Bases 88 to 555 code for a protein of 155 amino acids. NCBI's taxonomy places the organism in Eukaryota, Metazoa, Mollusca, Gastropoda, Architaenioglossa, Ampullariidae. The transcript is spliced from 4 exons.
UUUACGGCUAUCGAAGUUGAGCUUUCGACCUUCAUCCAACUUGCUUACCGAAGGGACAUUGAAAGUUUGCAUUAAAACCGACCAACGAUGACAGACAGCAAUGAACCUCCAUAUGAAAAGUUUGCUAUGGGUCUUUUCAAAAUUCUCGACGGCCCAGUCUCGUUUGUAAGAGAGAAGAUAGUGAUGCCCCUUCAAAGCAAGAAUAAAACUGUUUACUAUCAUCGGAAGUUCCCACGUGUGAAAACAGUUGACCAGUGUGAGGUGGAAGAUGCUACAUGCAUUUAUGAAGCCCAGGAGCAAUUCCAUCGGGAUAAGCAGGUGGAUAGCAAGAUUGUGCAGAUUUUGCGGCAGCGCCGUAUUGAGUGUAUGCACUGGGAGGGCCCUGAUGCAGAACGCAAAUGUAAAAAGAUUGUUGACGACUAUGAAAAUGCUGCGACUAACUGGUUCAUAAAAUAUGGGGAAAUCGGAUGUAAUGGUAAUGUCAUUGACGUCUACAUGAAGCAGAAACAUCGACUUCUGUGGCACAGACAGAAUCCUGACAAACCCUUAAUGUAAACAUAUGAGUAUUGAAACUGACUGAUAGUUAAAAUACUUUGCAUCAUCAGAAUAGCAAAGGAAUUGUAAACUGAUGCAAGAUUUUUUUAAAUUUUGAUGUCUGCUAAAUGCGUGUGGAUUAAAUCUAUUACUUAAUUCUG